AUGAAAGCCACCAUCACAUCGACGCUGGGCAGUGCUGCGGCGCUGCUGGCAGCUGUCAGCUCUAGUCAAGCAGCACCCGCGGGACUCUCUGUGAGGCAAGAGCAAGGUGUACGGGCCUCGUACGAUGUCACCAAGUGUCCAGGCUACAAGCUCGACGGUCCCAUCAACGAGUCCGAGCACGGCUUCACUGCUCCCCUCUCCCUCGCUGGUGAUGAGUGUCACGCGUACGGCUACGACAUCAACAACCUCACGCUCUCGGUGGUGUACGAGACGGUGGACCGGAUGCACGUUCACAUCUACGACACAGAUCUCAAACAAUACCAGCAGCCCAUAGACAUGCUCUUCAAUCGAUCCGAUUCCGAUCCUGCCAAGGUUGACAACGCCUCCACCAAGGGCGUUUCCCACCUCGAGUUCCACAUGUCCGACAACUCUUCGCAGCUGUUCGAGUGGUGGAUCACCCGAAAGGGUUCUGAUGGCGCACCCCUCUUCGACACACGUCAAUCGAACCUUCCUACAUUCGAUGAAGGCCUUUCUCAAUUCAAUGACAGCCAGCGCAACACGACGGCCAUCCGCAGCAACGCCAUGGUGUUCGAGAAUCAGUAUCUGCAGCUUUCCUCUGCUCUGCCAAAGGACGCUUCCCUGUACGGACUGGGCGAGCGCUACAGCGGUGGCGGCAUUGGCGAUUCCAGCUGGCGACUCCCCACCAACAUGCUUCAACCGUUCUUCACGCUGGAUGAUGGCGAUCCUUUGGAGUCCAACAUGUACGGCUACCACCCCAUCUACCUCGAGACUCGCGCGACUGCUGACAACAAGACCGAAAGCCACGUGGUGGCUUUCCAAUCGACCGCCGGUCUCGACAUCCUUCGCCGUGAGAAUGACCAAGGCGCUUUGAUCCAGUACCGCGCUAUCGGUGGCACGCUAGACUUCCGCUUCUUUAGCGGCUCCGCUGAAGCCGCGACGCCACCUGCUGACGCCGAGGCCGAGCAAGUCGAGGCCACCGUCGAGUCCUCGCUUGCUUCCCGCGCUGACAUUGGCAGCAGACAGGAGGCGAGCAAUGCGACGACUUCCGACGUUUUCGACGCGUCUCGCCUCCUGAACAACCCCACGACGGCCUUUGAGCAGUACGCAACUUAUCUUGGUGGUGGACCUCUUCUCGUGCCUCGAUGGGCCCUUGGUCUGCACUUGCUGCGCUGGGGACUCAACACCGUCAAUGACAGUCGGGAAAUGGUUGAGAACAUGCGCCAGGCCGACAUUCCCCUCGAGACCGCCUGGGCCGACAUUGACUGGCUGCAAGCAUACCGCAACUUCGCGCCAGAUCCCAACCGCUGGCCCGCUGACGAGCUCAAAGCUUAUGUGGAGGAGCUGGCUACGAAGAACCAACACUUUAUGCAGAUCAUUGAUGGUGCUAUGCCCGCCGCCCCAACAAACGACACCGAUGUCUACUUGCCGGGCACUGCUGGCGACGAGAUGGACCUCUGGUGGAAGAACGCGAAUGGCACCGACUACGUGGGCCAGGUAUGGCCAGGCUACACGAAAUGGCCCGAUUCUCAUCACCCCAACUCGAGCGAGUGGUGGUACCAAAGCCUUGCCAAUCUUUCCCAGACGCUGCCCAACCUGGCCGUGUGGCUCGACAUGCAAGAGCAGUCCUCCUUCUGCAUUGGUUCUUGCGGAUCUAACCAAAACCUCAGCGACACACCCGCUUACCAAGCAGCGACCAGUGUAGCUGGAUGGCCCGAAGGUUAUUCGAACACUACUUACGGCAACUCCGGCAACAUUACCGUGAAUGGCACGCUCACCUUUGCGGGCGUCGGCUCUGGCAGCGAUGAACCUCUGCAGCGCCGUGCCGAGCUCCCUAGCAGCGAGCUGUCCGUCCGCGCUGUCAACGCCAGCGACUUCCACUACUCGCCUGCCGAUCACGUGUACCAGAAUGCCACGCAACGUUUCCUUUGGGAUCCGCCUUACGCCAUCCACAAUGGCUGGACAUCGAGCCCUGGACCAUUGGUUGACAACCUCAACAAGAAGACCAUCUCCAUGGAGGCUGUCUCGAAGGGCGGUGUGUCCCACGACGUGCACAAUUUGGAAGGCAGUUUGACCGGUGCACACAUUCAUGACUCUUUGCAGCGCAUCAAUCCCGAGUCGCGCCCCUUCAUCAUUGCUCGUUCGACCGCUCCGGGUGCAGGACGUCGUGUGCACCACUGGCUUGGUGACAACUACUCGACGUGGCAAUACCUUGCCAAGUCGAUCCAGGGUGUGCUUCAAUUUCAGCUCUUUGGCUUCUUCUCUGGCUCAGACGCCUGUGGUUUCAACCGCAACUCGAACGAAGAGCUCUGCAACCGAUGGAUGUCUCUUGCAGCCUUCACACCAUUUGCUCGUGGCCACAACACACAAGGCGCCAUUUCGCAAUUCCCUUACGACUGGGAGAGCGUGGCCAACGCAACGCGUACAGGCUUCUAUAAGCGUUACGAGCUCCUUCCGACGCUCUACACCGCUAUCGCCCGUCACUCGCAGCGGGGCACACCUGCUGUGAAGUCUCUCUGGGUCGACUUCCCUGAGCACUUCAACGAGCUGAAGGCGACCGACACGCAGUACAUGUUUGGCCCCCUGCUCGUCACACCCGUGCUGCAACCCAACGUCACCACUGUCGACGGCUUCUUCCCUGCUGCGGGUGGUGCUUGGCGCAACGUAUUCGACAAGUCUGCCGUUACUGAUUUCAACAAGAACAUUACCAUUCCUGCGCCGCUUUCCAGCAUCAAUGUCCACCAGCGACCUGCGAGCGUUUUGCUCACGCACGCAAGACCCGCUUACACCACCACAGAAUCCGCCGCUGGUCCUUUUGGCCUGUAUGUUAACCUGGGCGACGACGGCAGCGCGACAGGCGAUGCGUAUGUCGACGAUGGUCUGACACCACUGCCAAACCCCGCCAAGGAGCUCAAGUUCAGUGCCAAGAAUGGAAGCUUGUCGGGCCAGGCGUCUGGCGACUACAGUCUGGAGCAAAAGCUCGACGAGAUCUUGCUCUUUGGUCUCGAUGCUGCGCCAUCGAACGUCACUGUCGGUGACAGACAGUUGGAUCAGGGCGCCCUGAUCUUCGACAACAACACCCAAUCGCUCAACAUCACUGGUCUGGGUAUCGAUCUGAAUGGUGCUUGGUCCGUCACUUGGCAAUGA
This is a messenger RNA of Ceraceosorus guamensis, 3165 nucleotides long. Its product is annotated as Alpha-glucosidase subunit 1. The coding region runs from base 1 to 3165 and encodes 1054 amino acids. The record is from RefSeq and is a predicted model, not a curated record. The transcript is spliced from 3 exons. Lineage: Eukaryota; Fungi; Basidiomycota; Exobasidiomycetes; Ceraceosorales; Ceraceosoraceae. Gene Ontology annotation, molecular function: hydrolase activity, hydrolyzing O-glycosyl compounds; carbohydrate binding. Gene Ontology annotation, biological process: carbohydrate metabolic process.